AUGAUUUCUUAUUUGCUAAAUUAAAGUGAGUCUUUCUAGACUAGUGAAAACAAGUUUGAUGAAUUAAAUAGAAGAACUUAACCAUUUCUUUAUAAAAACAGAUAAUUAGAAGGCUAAAAAGAAAAAAUAUCAAGUGAAUGUGACCUAGGGUAAGAAAAAGUUAUAAGAGAAAAUGUAUUUAUAAUGUUUUCUAAGUUCUAGAUGGAAACAUAAUUAAAAAGAAAGAAUGAUGAAUUCGAUUCAAUUAAAUUUAUAAAAAAAAUAAUAAGCUUAUCUUUAAACGCUCUUGAAGAGGAAUAUUAAGAAAAUCUUAAAUAACACAAUCAUAAGGAUUAAUAUUCUCAAAUAAGUUUAGUAUUGUAGAUAGUAGACUAAAGUGAUAUUGAAGCAUUUUAAUUGCCACCAACUGUUUAAUAAUGUUCAUAAACUUAUAAAAAAACACAUAAAAAACCUAAGAACAAAAAAAAUAAAGUAGAUUCAUAGAAAAAAACUCAAAAAAAUUAAACAUUCACUUAAAAAUAUCAUCCAUAAUAACCUUAAAUUGAAUAAUAGAUGAAAUAGAAAUAAUUUAAUUCUAGUUCUCCUCAAAAUUCUCACAUGAUGAAGUCUUAAACAACUUCUUAAAAAUAAUAAAUAUUUACUAGUUUGAAUUAGAAUAUAAACUAAAAAUGCAAAAAAGAUUCUAGUGAUUUGGAUGGAUAAUUUGGUCAUGUAAUUUUAUAAGAUUAUAUAGAUUGGUGCUGUAAGUACUACAACAGGGAAUUCUUAAUCAGAAUCAGAUGACUGUCUAUUGUAAUAGGAUGAGAAUAAUCAAAAGAACAAAAGUUUAUUAAGAAAAAAUAAUAAGGAGAAAUACAAAAAGAAAAAUUACAAUAACAUGGAAAAAGUAGGAAACAAGCAAUAUCCAUAUUCUACAUAAACUACACCUAUUAAACAUAAACAAUUAAACUUAAAUAAAUCUAAAACAUAAGACAUAGAUGAGUUUGUAAAUAACAUACAAGUUAAAAGUUUUUAAAAUAAAAUAAGAAAACGAAUAUGCUUUAAUAGACUACAUUAUAUUAUUUCCAUGAAUUCAGACCUUAACAUUUAUGCUUAUGGAUCUUUCGAAACUGGACUUGAUUUAGAUGUAAGUGAUGUUGAUAUAGGAAUUUUGGGAACAUAAACACUGAGUUAUAAUCAAAUAGCUAACUUUUUAUAGUCAAUAAAUUUGAUAUUAAAAUAGACACAAUUUUUAGUUAAUUCAAAGUACUAUUAUCUCAAAAUUGUAGGCUAAUUCAAAGCCAUAUGCCAAUAUUAAAAUUAGAGUUGAAUCCUAAAACUGAGUUUUAUAAUGAUGAUGCUUACAUUUAAUAAAAUUGGCAAAGUUUCCAUUUAGACUAAGAAGAUCCAGGUAUUUUAAUAAUAUUAUCUUAGGCAAAAUCAUACAAGUAGAUUUAACUUGGAUUUAUUAGUGGAGCAAUAUAUAUAAUAAUCCACAUUUGGGAUUUGCCUCAACAACAAUAAUUAAAGAUUGGGUAAUUAGAUUUUAUUGGUAUAGAGAUAUAAUGCUCAUUUUAAAGUAUUUGCUCAAAUCCAAAAAUUUGAAUGAUGCUCACACAGGUAUCAUAUAUCAAGAUGAAUAUUGUAGGAGGAAUAUCUUCAUUUUGUUUGUCAAUAAUGUUAGCUGCUAUAUAUAUGUGCAAACAUUACACUCAAAAUGAUAAAAAAUAAAUUCUUCUAGAUUUUUUAAAAAAGUAUGGCACUUCAUUUGAUCCUUUAAAAGAGGGCAUUUACAUAGAUGGUUAUGGGUACAAAAAUUAUCUAGUCUAGGUAAUAAAACCCAUUUAUUGCUUUGGAGGAAUGUCCCCCUUAUAAUCCUCUCACAAUAUACUCACCUAUUAAUUACUAAAUAAUAUCUCAAAAAGCUAUUAGAUUUCCAGAGAUUUAAGAAGAAUUUAAAAAGCUAUAUGAAUAUUUGAUGAAGUCUAAUAAAAUUCAAGAUUACUUUGAUAUUCCUAAAGAAAUGAAUUAAUAAUUAUUUAUAUGA
This is a messenger RNA of Paramecium primaurelia, 2026 nucleotides long. The record is from the annotation of a GenBank genome assembly. NCBI's taxonomy places the organism in Eukaryota, Ciliophora, Oligohymenophorea, Peniculida, Parameciidae.